Daktulosphaira vitifoliae (grape phylloxera) is the source of this 3171-nucleotide messenger RNA. RefSeq lists its product as uncharacterized. The transcript has 4 exons. The record is from RefSeq and is a predicted model, not a curated record. Lineage: Eukaryota; Metazoa; Arthropoda; Insecta; Hemiptera; Phylloxeridae. Bases 1 to 3171 code for a protein of 1056 amino acids.
AUGUUUACUGGAAGACAGGAACGAAAUUAUACAGGUCAAUCGCAAAUGAAAAGUAAUAACGGGCGAGAGAAAAGUAACUUUACGUGUCAAGUUUGUAAAGUACAACCUGGACACUUACUUAAUAAUUGUCCUGUUUUUAAGGAAAAAACACCUAGUGAGCGCCAUAAAAUUAUAAAGGAACUGAAUAGGUGUUUUUGUUGUUUUAGUGCGCACAGGGCUAGUGAAUGCAAAAAUCCAAAAACUUGUUCCGAAUGUGCUGGGCGACAUCACACUAUGUUACACCUUUCUACAUCUGAAGAAACCGUUACCGCUGCUCAUGUAACCUUAGCCGCUUCCGAAACAAAAGGUUUUCGCACAUCCGUUCUUUUAGCCACAGCUUCAGUAAUCAUUUUUAAUGUUCAGGGUAUACCUGUUACCGUAAGAGCCUUGUUAGACUGUGCCAGCCAAAGUAGUUUCAUAACCGAACGGUGUGUACAUCUCUUGGGAAUCCGGCGAGAAAAGCGUGAUAUUACUGUACAAGGCCUAUCGGGCCUACAAGUACCUGUAGUUAAAGGAAGUGUUAACAUUGACAUUUGUCCAGUAGGUUUGUCUGAACCUAAACUUAAUAUCGAUGCGUUAAUAUUAAACCGUAUAACUGGCCCUUUACCAUCGGAGCGUGUGUGGAAUGAUAAUUGGUCUCAUUUAAAUUACUUAACCUUAGCAGAUCCCGAUUAUGCCAAAUCUUUACCGGUAGAUAUUUUAUUAGGCGCGGAUGUGUUUCCGCAGCUUCUUACCGGCCAAAAGAAAGAAGGUAAAGAUGGAGGACCAAUCGCCUUAUCUACUGUCUUUGGCUGGGUAUUAAUGGGAAAAACCUCCACUACGAAUGAUAGAAAAAUUGUCACCAUGUGUUCAACUCUUGAAUCCGUCAAUGAUACACUACAGAAAUUUCUAGAAGUCGAGGACGUACCCACCAUUGAAAAGUGUAAUCCAGAGGACCAAGAAUGUGAACAGAUUUACAAAUCGACUACAACAUGUCAAGCAGAUGGUAGAUAUGUUGUACACUUACCCUUUAUAAAAUAUCCACCCCUUCUUGGAGAAUCAAAAGAACAAGCUUUACGUCGCUUAUGUAAUUUGGAAAGUAGAUUUUCAAAAAAUCCAGAAUGGCGUGAAAGUUAUAAUAAGGAAAUGCAAAAUUAUUUGGACAACAAUCAUAUGGCUAAGUUAGAACAGAGUUCAGUAAGUAACAAAACUGCUUACUAUAUUCCUCAUCACGCAGUUAUUAGACCUGAAAGUACUACCACAAAAAUGCGUAUAGUCUUCGACGCCUCGGCAAAAACAUCUUCGGGUAUGUCACUCAAUGACAAUCUUCAUUGCGCCAAGGAUGAAGCUGGCGACGAUGAAAUCAUCAAAACCAUUGUUCAUCAUGACAUUUAUGUUGACGAUCUAGUGACAGGUGCGAAUAGUGUAGAAGAAGCUAUCGAACUACAGCAGAAGCUCGUCACGUUGUUUAAACGAGGUCAAUUUGAAUUGAGAAAAUGGUCAAGCAACUCGAAAGAAUUAUUAGCUCAUAUUCCAUUGGAGCACCAACAAACCCAUCCAGUUACGUUUAAUGAACACGAAUCAGAAAUUAUACACGUUCUUGGAUUAAAUUGGGAUCCAAAAGUUGAUGUUCUCAGCUAUAAGUAUAGACCAAAUGCAGUAAAAUUUAGUUUGUCUGAACCUAAACUUAAUAUCGAUGCGUUAAUAUUAAACAGAUAUUCGACAGAUUUGAAAAGAUUAAUGAAGUACCUUUGCUUAAUAAAAGUAGAUUGGGACGAGCCGAUACCAGAAGAGGCAGCCAUUGCGUGGACUCAAUAUCAUCAAGAACUACCUAUGCUCACCUCCUUACAAAUUCCACGCAUUGUAAUACAUCCUAACGCUAAGUAUGAGCUUCAUGGAUUUAGUGACAGCUCAGAAGCCGCGUACGCAGCCGCUGUUUACUUACGGAUUGACACAGGAACGGAAGUCAUUUGUUACUUACUAAUGGGAAAAUCAAAAAUCGCCCCAGCUAAAAAACUAUCUAUACCAAGAUUAGAAUUAUGUGGUGCUUGGCUGUUAGCUCGUCUCUUAACAUUUGUACAGAGAAAUCUAACAUCUAUUAACGUCAUGAAAUCUACAGCGUGGACCGAUUCUACUGUUGUGCUUUCUUGGAUAAGAAGUUCAACCGAUACUAUAAAAACAUUUGUGGCUAAUCGAGUUGCCAAAAUUCACCAACUUACUCCCAUUGAUAUUUGGCGACAUGUACCAACGACAGAUAAUCCUGCUGAUUGCGCGUCACGUGGUUUAGGACCAAAGGGUCUGGUCAGUCAUAAUCUCUGGUGGACCGGUCCCUCAUUUCUGCACCAAGAUAGUAGUGAGUGGCUUGAAGAAAGUGUGUUCAGUUUUAACAGCGACCCCGAAGUCAUGAUUGAAGAAAAACCGAUUUCACUUUUUUCUCAAGUACAAGAAACAGAUCUUCGUUUACUUUAUCAAUCAGAGAACUUACCAAAAAUUUUGAGGCUCACAGCUUAUUGGUUAAGAGUGAAAAAUCGACUUCGUAAAAAACCUAUUUUAUCCGUCACCACACUACCAACCACGGUUGAAACAGAUGAGGCGCUUCGAGCUUUAGUUCGUUGGACACAAUAUGCCUUUUUUCCGGAUGCUAUAAAGUCACUUUCAAUGGGUAAACCCGCCCCGGUUUCCUUGAGGAAAUUAACUCCGUUCUUAGACGAGGACCAGUUGCUCAGGGUGGGUGGUCGUUUAAACUACUCAAGUAUACCCUACCAUGAAAAGCAUCCUCUUUUACUACCCAAAAUGGCACGACUAACGGAACUACUAAUAAACCACAUCCACAGAACAAACGGACAUUCAGGACAACAAACGGCUCAAAAUUUAUUAAGGCAAAAUUAUUGGAUACUCUCAUCAAGAAGCGUAAUCAAGCGCAAACUGCAUCAAUGUAUCCCAUGCUUCAGAGCAAAACCUCGGCCAUCUCAACCAAUAAUGGUACAAUGUGGUGACGUAGUGCAUUUUAUCCCGGGGUGUCCCAACGUCUUGCAAGCUAAGCCUAACUGCCAAAAACCAGUUGCUUACUUGGGACGUAUAUCCGCCGUGCUUAGCGGUAAUACCGCGAUUAAUAGCCGAUGGGUACCCGAAGACGUUCAUCGUAUCCUCUAA